Molecule: messenger RNA, 813 nt
Organism: Camelina sativa (false flax)
Lineage: Eukaryota; Viridiplantae; Streptophyta; Magnoliopsida; Brassicales; Brassicaceae
Source: RefSeq, a predicted model, not a curated record
AUGUCUCAACCACCGGGGUUCGUUGAUGCGGAUCGCCCAGAUUAUGUGUGUCGCCUGAAGAAAGCAAUCUACGGUCUUAAACAAGCAUCGAGGGCUUGGUACAUGGAGUUAAAGAAUUAUUUGCUUGUUAUGGGGUUUGUAAAUUCGGUGGUUGAUACAUCUCUUUUCAUUCUUCGUCGUGGCAGUUCUAUUGUGUACAUGCUAGUGUAUGUUGAUGACAUCCUAGUCACUGGAAAUGACAAACCUUUACUUCGUCAAACACUCGACAGCUUGGCCACAAGAUUUUCAGUUAAAGAUCAUGAAGACUUAUCCUACUUUUUGGGUAUUGAAGCAUGUCGUGAUGAAACGGGGUUACAUUUGACACAAAAGAAGUACAUUUCGGAUCUUCUGACUAAAACAAACAUGUUGUUGUCGAAACCUGUCAACAAACCGAUGGCAACUACACCGAAGUUAUCUCUUCACACGGGUACUAAGCUCUCUGAUCCCGCUGAGUUUCGUAGUGUUGUCGGUAGUCUUCAGUAUUUAGCUUUUACUCGUCCUGAUAUUUCCUACUCAGUCAAUCGGUUGUCCCAGUAUAUGCAUAAUCCUAUCGAUGAGCAUUGGAAAGCGGUAAAAAGGGUCUUGCGCUACUUAAAUGGUACUUCCUCCCAUGGUAUCACACUGCGACGUCAAACUUCAACCAAUUUACAUGCCUAUUCAGAUGCAGACUGGGGUGGUGACUCUGAUGAUCUUGUGUCUACAAACGCUUAUGUUGUCUAUUUGGGAUAUAAUCCCAUCUCUUGGUAUUCAAAGAAACAACGUGGUGUUUCAUGA